AUGCUGCCGCCGAUCAAUGGGGGGGAGAGGGAGGGCGUGGGGGGGGGAGCAGGAGGAGGAGGAGGAGGAGGAGGAGGAGGAGGCGGACAGUUGGUUGAGCCAGGUUUACUCUCACAAGCAGUGGCAGCAGUAGCAGUUGCUCUCAAGUUCCCAGUACCAAGCACAGCAGGGGAAGCACCGAGCCCUGAGCAAGCCGUUGCUGAAGCGACUGCUCUGCUGGUGGAGGGGCGAUUGGAGGAGGCAGCAGGGGCGAUGGAGAGAGGGGUGAAGGGAACACGGGCGGAGGGGGUGGUGAGGCAGUGGGGGGAGGAGGUGAGGGGAAGGGCGGCAGUGGAGCAGGCGGUUAGGGUGAUGCAGGCACAUGCAGGGUGCAUGGCAGCAGAGCUGCGUAGGGAGUGGGGGGAGGAGGUGAGGGGAAGGGCGGUAGUGGAGCAGGCUGUUAGGGUGAUGCAGGCACAUGCAGGGUGCAUGGCAGCAGAGCUGCGUAGGUGA
This is a messenger RNA of Closterium sp. Yama58-4, 492 nucleotides long. Lineage: Eukaryota; Viridiplantae; Streptophyta; Zygnematophyceae; Desmidiales; Closteriaceae. The record is from the annotation of a GenBank genome assembly.